This is a messenger RNA of Motacilla alba alba, 2281 nucleotides long. RefSeq names its product MyoD family inhibitor domain containing 2 (gene MDFIC2). NCBI's taxonomy places the organism in Eukaryota, Metazoa, Chordata, Aves, Passeriformes, Motacillidae. The record is from RefSeq and is a predicted model, not a curated record. The transcript has 5 exons. Bases 201 to 839 code for a protein of 212 amino acids.
CCCUCAGCAGUAAGUUGGCUGAUGCUGGCAGCAAGACAAAUCUGGCACCACACAGCAGGCAGGCAGAGAGUGCACUGCUCAUCCUUUCUGUUUGCCGUGUGUGGGAAUGCUGGACACCAACACCCAGCGAGGGAUCCGGCCAAAGGCUCCUCUGCUCGGCGCCUGAACCCUGCUGCUGUGUGCCCGGGUGGGAGAUACAGAUGUCAGAGGACAAGACAGACAAGGUAAAAAUCAAAGCAGCUGAAAGUUUUGAACAUGAAAAGCAAAAUAUUUCUUGGCUGAAAAAAGACCGUCGCACCAGCUCCCUGCCUCUACUGGCCCUCCCUGGGGUGACGCCGAGCAGUGAGGACCAUCCAGAUAACCAGCUUACAAAUGAAAAACACACAGAUGAAAAGCCUAUGAAAGGUAUUGUUAUGAGUUCUGUCGCAGAAUUCAGCAUCACAGACGCUUCAUCAAAGGGUACCAAAAAUGAGAAGAAAUUGUCAGAUGCAAGCAGAUCAUCCAUUGCUUCCCUGGAGAAAUGCAGAGAAUUCACUUACAUUGAAGAUGAUGCAUCAGUACAUCAGAGAGACAGUGACGAUGAAUGCGCAACACUUAUCCUGGCCUGCUUGUUCUGCCAGUUUUGGGACUUUCUUAUAAUGCUGCCUGAUACCUGUGAACAUUGGCUGACAGAUACCUGUUGUCCAUCCAAUAGAUAUUACCAGACCUCCGACGAAGAGCACGGCAACAACGACUGCAACUGUGACUGUGACAUUGAUUGCAGCCUCUUUGAGUCCUGCCACGAGACUGGGGAGUGCCUGGAGCUCGCCAUGGAGAUUUCAGAAGUCUGCUAUCGUUGAUAGGAAAAUAAUUGACAAAAUUCCUCAAAACUACCUGACAGAUUACAAAGGAGAUUUUUUUUUUUUUAAUAUUAAUCAUAACCAGAGAUUUUGUCAAUGAGGACUAUGUGCAUCUCGUCCCUCCCUCCCUGGAGGUCUCUAUUUCUGUACCAUUCUGGUGGCAUGGUAUCACAAACUGCUGAAACCAAUAAAGGACAAAAAGGGGUCUUCUCUGCCAUAGAUGACAACAGAAUUCCUAAGUGCCAAGUGUGCUCACUGCUUUAUCCACUGUCAAUCCAAGCUUUUCUAAACCUUUAAUUGCUUUAAACACUGGUUUUGCCAUUAAUAAACACAGAACAAAUUAGGACGUUAUUUUAGGACUGAUAUAUAUAUUAGUUCAUCUUCCUAAUGGAUUCAUGCCUAAACAUGUAUUACACAUUGUUGGUUAUUAUAAAUAAUUUAUGAUACAGCAUCAUUUUAUAAUUAAAAAUUUAUUUAUUCAAUCUCUUAAAACACUCUUAUAUGCCCAGUAUAGGUAGAAAAAAAAUUAAAUUAAUUAGAAACCAUGCUACUGGUAAUUACAGCAAAUGUCACUGAAAAUCUCCAGUGAAUUUUGUGGAGGAAGCAUUUUCACAGGGUACUGCAAUUCAACAGUGUAUUAAUGUGCUGGUCCAUGGUUAUGUAAUAACAGGUUAUGCCUAUUGUUCAUUAGUUAUAGGAAAGGACUUCUUAAGUGUAAUUAGCCUAAAUGGGAAUUGACUGCACACUUCCAGAGAAGAAUUACCCCACAGAUAGCCAGUAACUCCUUUGCUUGAUUUUCAUUUGUAAGACUUUUGCAAGAAAUAGAAUAUUGCCACCUAUUCUAGUACAAACAGGCAUCUCCACCUGUGCACAGAAGAUUACAAAAUGACAGUAUCUAUGCUGGUUGUGCUUUCAAAUUCCCUCUAUCUCUUUUCUGAUGGCAGGUCUGAUUAAUAAAAAGGAAAAACAUGUUGCACAUGACACAUAUGACAACAAAAGCAUGUAAAUUCAGCUGCCUGAGGGUGCAGAACACAGGUAUUAAGCACAGAGGAAAAUACAGAAUUGCUUGCUCACAUUAGGUGUAUAUAGACUAACACCAAAGUCAGUGCUCCCAAAAACCCCACUGAUCUCAGUGAAGAAGUGCCUGUGGAAUCCCAAACAAGGAUCCUGGGCAAGAUACUAGAGUAUCUUGAGUAUUAAGCAUUUCUAAAUUUUAAGAGUAUUAAGCAUUUCUAAAAUCAUUGAAGCCACUUGCAUAUUAAUCGGAGUAGUCCUAGUGCAUAAAGAUUUAAUGGGGGGAAAAAAAUCAUGUGUAUAUCCUUUCCUUAUCCCCCUUCUGGAAAACUCAUGCUUUCAAAAAAAUCAGAAAGCCAGAAGUAGAACCACUAACAACCUUUUUCCAGGUGUCUUACAAAGCCUAGUGACUAGAAGACAACAAACCU